Molecule: messenger RNA, 1563 nt
Organism: Toxotes jaculatrix (banded archerfish)
Lineage: Eukaryota; Metazoa; Chordata; Actinopteri; Toxotidae
Product: UDP-glucuronosyltransferase 3A1-like
Exons: 10
Coding region: 1-1563 (520 amino acids)
Molecular function (GO): UDP-glycosyltransferase activity
Source: RefSeq, a predicted model, not a curated record
AUGGGAAUUGUAUUUUGGACAUUUUCUCUUCUGGCUCUUCCACUACUGCAGUCUGCCAAGAUCCUGACUGUCUGUCUAAUUGGAGGAAGCCAUUACUUGUUAUUAGAUGAAAUUUCUCAUAACUUACACCAGCAUGGCCAUGAGGUCCGCAUGCUGUUGCAGCUGGGCAACCCUGUUAUUACAGGUUUCUCCUAUGAAGGCCAUGCGGACAGCUACCAGACGAGCACCUGGUCCUUAGGAGAGAAAUAUGUUCAAGAAUACAAUAGCUGGUUCCUGGAACAACAAACACAGUUUUUACUGGGAAGGGAUAGCUUUAAUAACUUUUUAAACUUCAUGGGGCACCUGUCCUAUCAAUGUGACAAGCUGUUAGGGGACAAAGAAAUCAUAACUUUCCUGCAGAGGCAACGCUUCGACAUCACCAUCCUUGACGCUUUUAACCCCUGUUCCUUCAUCCUGGCUCGCAGACUUGGUAUCCACUACAUAGCUUUCUAUCCUGGCACUCUGAGUGGUCCUCUGUCCAUUGCUCUCCCCAGCCCAGUCUCCUCUAUCCCAGUCUUCAGCUCCCAGCUGUCCGACCACAUGAACCUCUGGGGUCGUACUAAGAACCUCUUUUAUUCUUUCCUGGCUCCUGUAGGCCAAGAACUUGUAUGGUCAACAUUUAGGGAAGUAGCUGAGCGCCACCUUGCGUCAGGCUCACCCCCUGGUGGUCUGGAGGAGUUACACCAAGGAGCUGAACUCUGGGCCUUCAACACUGACUUUUCACUGGAGUUUCCCCAGCCUCUUAUGCCCUACACUGUCCUGGUGGGAGGUCUACUGAAUAAACCUGCAAAGCCUCUGGAACAGGAUCUUGAGUUGUGGAUUUCCAGUUUUGGAGAAGCAGGUUUCAUAGUCGUGACUCUGGGAUCAAUGGUCUCUUCAAUCUCUGUGGACCCUCUGCUUGUGGAGCUGGUUGCUGGCUUCUCCAGGAUCCCUCAGGGAGUCCUCUGGAGGUAUGACCCCAAGCAAUGGCCAUCUCACCUGGACAGACCUCCUAAUGUCAGGCUUGUGGACUGGCUGCCUCUUAAUGACCUGCUGGGCCACAAAAAAGCACGUCUCUUUGUCACCCAUGGUGGACAAAACAGCCUGCUUCAGGCAGUGUAUCAUGCUGUUCCUGUGCUGGGAAUGCCUCUGUUUGGAGACCAAUUUGAUAAUGUGGUAAGGGCUGAAACAAAGGGACUUGGCCUCACCAUCAAGCCCACACACAUCAACAGGGAAGUGCUCAGCUCUGCUAUUCAAACACUCAUACAAGACAUCAGGUUCAAGUCCUCAGCUCUGUCCCUUAGCAGGAUCCACAAAUCCCAUCCUGUCCCUCCAUCCCUUCGACUCAUCCAGUGGGUGGAGCACAUCCUGCACAGUGGAAGUGGUGCUCAUUUAAGGCCAACUUCACUCACUCAACCAUGGUACCAGAAAUACCUGUUGGACCUGGUGCUUCUUCUCUCCGUGGGGCUUCUUGGACCUGUAGUUCUCUGCUGGACUUUCUGUAGGAACAAGAAUAGCUGGGAUAAACACAGAAAAAUACAAUAG